CUUUUUCAGUUUUCGCAGCCAUUGCAAAAGAAAAUUGCAGCACUUUCCUAACUUUUCUUGUUCAACUUUCUUGCUAGGUCUGAAAAGCAAAGGGUAGCCUUAAUUCACAUCUGGCCACAACUAUGGAUUCUUCAUCAGCUAAAUGGUUAUCUGAAUUGGGAAUGGAUGAAUACAACAUCAUCCAUCAAUGUCAUAUGAACACUUUAGCCGAACUCACCACCACAGAUGACUUGGCGACGGCCCUUGUGGGAGGAGGGAACUUGAAGCAAUCAUUCUCUUCGGAGAGCUAUUCAUCUUACCCUAACUUAUACACCAAAAACACCACCACCACUAUCAGCGGUUCAUCAUCCAUCGAAACUCCAGAUUACAGACCUGCCAAACAUCUCAAAACCACCCAUCAUCAUCAUGUUCCACCUAAACCUUCUUCUCCCACCUCUCAAAUCCUUUCUUUCGGCAACUCCAAUUCACUGCCCGCUACCUCACAUCACCACUAUUAUAACGUCGACAACACCGUCAACCCUAAAGACGAGACGUUAUCUUCGGGAAAUAUGAACUUUUUACCUCCGGUAACAAAUGGUCCUUACGAGAGCACAAAUUAUGCACCUAAAAUCAAUAAUCAUGGGGUCAAGAGGACUUAUUCUAUGACCAGAACCCCUUCGGUUGCUCAAGAUCACAUCAUAGCUGAGCGAAAGAGAAGAGAAAAACUCAGCCAGCGUUUCAUAGCACUCUCAGCCAUAGUUCCUGGCUUGAAGAAGAUGGAUAAGGCUUCAGUUCUUGGUGAUGCUAUAAAGUAUGUGAAACAACUUCAAGAACGAGUAAAGGUGCUGGAGGAGCAAACCAAGAAGAGAACUGUGGAAUCCGUAGUUUUUGUGAGGAAAUCCCAGUUAUCAGCUGAUGAUGAAUCCUCUUCAUGCGAAGACAACAACUCCGAAUUAGGCCCGUCAUCUGAUGCAGCACUACCGGAAAUCGAAGCUCGAGUCUCUGACCACGAUGUUCUCGUUCGAAUCCAUUGCGAGAACCACAAAGGUUUUGUGCCCAAAAUACUAAGCGAAAUCGAGAACCUCCAUCUAUCUGUCGUUAAUAGCACUGCCUUGCCUUUUGGGAACUCCACUCUCGACAUAACCAUAAUCGCUAAGAAAGAUUCUGAAUUCAACAUUACAGUGAAGGAUCUUGUUAAGGACAUCAGAGUGGCUUUAUUGAAGUUCAUGUGACAUCCAACAAGACAUGUCAUUGAUUCUUAACUUUCCACAAAUAUCUUUAUGUUGUUUUGAACUCAAAUCUUGUAAGGGAAACCAUGGCUCUCCUUUUUAUAGACCAAAUCUCUAGCUUGUACCCAAAAGAACUUGUUUUACCGUGAGGUUUGUUUCAGCCUAUAUAGAUAGUGCGGGAUUCUUUUUCUCUUCUUUUUUUGCGUGGUUUUCCACGUUCGUAUUACCCCGCCUGCAAAUCAUAAUAGGCUUUCAAAUUUCAUUGAUUUUGGUUUCUUAGAGAACGUAGGGAUUUCAUUAACCUUAUCAAUAUUUUUAGUGAAAUCUCUCUCUUCUCUAUGAAAUUUGCUCAAACAGUAGUCGGUCAACUUAGUGUUUUUGAUAUUGGUCUAUGUCUAUAUACAUUGGGAAGAUGAGCCUGCAGUUUCUCUUAGAAUUGGGUCUGUUUUUGUUUUUUUUUUCAGGGGUCUGGGGUCUGAUCUUUGUGUGAAAUUCCCCUCUGUAAAAUGUUUAUCCUCUGUAACAUUUGAUCGUUGAAUCAUGCAAAAAAGUAUAUGUAUAUUUUCAUUAA
Gossypium raimondii (Peruvian cotton) is the source of this 1779-nucleotide messenger RNA. RefSeq names its product transcription factor bHLH18. The record is from RefSeq and is a predicted model, not a curated record. Lineage: Eukaryota; Viridiplantae; Streptophyta; Magnoliopsida; Malvales; Malvaceae. Gene Ontology annotation, molecular function: protein dimerization activity. Bases 123 to 1211 code for a protein of 362 amino acids. The transcript is spliced from 5 exons.